This is a messenger RNA of Sebastes umbrosus (honeycomb rockfish), 4382 nucleotides long. Its product is annotated as zinc finger protein 135. The transcript has 3 exons. Lineage: Eukaryota; Metazoa; Chordata; Actinopteri; Perciformes; Sebastidae. Gene Ontology annotation, cellular component: nucleus. Gene Ontology annotation, molecular function: DNA-binding transcription factor activity, RNA polymerase II-specific; RNA polymerase II transcription regulatory region sequence-specific DNA binding. The record is from RefSeq and is a predicted model, not a curated record. Gene Ontology annotation, biological process: regulation of transcription by RNA polymerase II. The coding region runs from base 556 to 2064 and encodes 502 amino acids.
UAUACUGCACUACAUUUAUCUGACAGCUGCCGUUACUGUUACUUCUAUUGAUUACUGACGGGGUCUACCAGGUCCUGGACCAGGGGGGGCCCUUGGUUCAGAGGGUUUGGACCUGGUCAGACUCUGACAGACUGUUUACCUGCAGCUGUCAGUCAAACACGUUCAGGUGAGUCUGGAGGUCAAAGAUCUUCAACACAGACGGAUGAUCCACACGUGACGAACGGCUGUUACUGAGAAUCAUCAGCUGACCCCAGAACAGUUUACUGAACUCUGUCCACAGAUCAGUUUAUGAUCCGCAGGAGCCUCCGGUUAGUGGAGACGAGUCCAAAUCUGGUCUUCAUCUGGUCAACAAGUCUCAAGUCCACCGAGUCAACGUGCAGGUCCAGUUUCAGGGCUGUAGUUGCUCCUCUCCCCCCCCCCCCCCCCCCCUCCCCAGGGCUGUAGCUGCUCCUCUUCCUCCCCCUCUUCAGGGCGGUAGCUGCUCCUCCUCCUCCCCCUCCCCAGGGCAGUAGCUGCUCCUCUUCCUCCUCCCCGCCCGGCCUCCUUCAAUUCAGGAUGGAGGACUCGGAGACGGAGCUGGCGGUGUCGGAGUCGGACACCCUGGGUGCAGACUUCAUCACGGUGGAGCUGGACACGCAGCCCAUCGAGUACGUGGUGAAGUGGGCGGAGGUCGGCUCCAAGUUCACCAUCUCCUGCGUGAAAAAGGACUCGGAUGACCCGUCGGACCUGACGGCCGAGCAGCUGAAGAUCGAGACGGAUGAGGCCUUCUUCGCUCCAUACGAGGAGGUGUACCCCUGCGAGGUGACGGAGCAGAGCGUGGAGAUAAAGACAGACUCUGAUGAAGACGAGGAGGACACCGAGGAGGAGCAGGAGGUGCUGGUGGAGGCGGGGAGCAGCCAGCUGGACGGUGACGUGGACUCGGACCAGGCCGACUACGAGCCGACCGAGCGGCAGUACCGUUGCAGCUACUGUGGGAAGUGUUACAGCCACGCCUCCAGCCUCUACCGCCACCAGCAGACGCACACCGGGAAGAGCGUAGGGGGGCUGCCGCCCACCAAACGGGCGCUGGAGCCGACGCAUCAGGAGGCACGCUAUACCUGCCCCCACUGUGGGAUGAGCUUCAAAGGCAGCAGGAUGCUGGGGAGUCACCUGAGGCUGCACGGGAAGCGGCGGAUCCACCCGUGUAACAUCUGUGGGAAGGAGUUCAACCACAGCUCCAGCCUGUCACGCCACCGCCUCAUCCACAAGAAAGGAAAAGGCGACUCCAAGGAUGCCGCCGUCGGCCCUAACGCGGGCGCCCUGCGCCGCUCGCUGAAGGCCGGCGGCAAGAACAAGAAGACCAAGAGGCAGCAGCAGAGGCAGAAGCAGCAGCAGCAGCAGCAACAGCAGCAGCAGCAGCAGGAGCAGCAGCACGUGGCGACCGCCAUCAUUCAGAGUCAUGGCGGCGAUAAGUUCUAUGCCUGUCCGCAGUGCGACAUGAGCUUCAGGACGUCCACGCAGCUGUCCAAACACCAGGUGACCCACGUCAAGGAGCUGCUGGACAACUACACGCCCGGCAAGGAGAACCUCGGCGAGACCUCGUCAGACCUCAAGAUCCGGCUCAAGCUCUGCUCCCGAGACAAGCCAAACUUCUACACUCUCUGCAAGAAGAACCGCCGCCGCCGGGCGGGGCGGGCCGCCAAACGGGUCUCUGCCCCCUCCGAGGAGGAGGAUGGGGGCGGAGCCGUUCGCCACAUCUGCACGCAGUGCGGGAAGCGGUUCAGCCACGCUUCAAGCCUGGCAAGGCACCAGCAGACCCACAGGGCGGGGGACGGCGGCGGCCGGGGGAAGUUGCAACAGCACCACCAGCAGAAGCAGCUCCACGUCAAGACUGAACUCCCUGCCGCCAAGACCAAGACCUACACUUGCGCCGCCUGCAACAAGACCUUCAUGCACUCGUCCAGCUUCUCCCGCCACAAGAAGGCCCACCUGGAGGAGGAGCAGCGGGCCCGGGUCACCACUGCCAAGCGCCGGAAGAGAGUCGUCUUAGACGAGACCGCUCCGCUGGAGUCUGACUCCGAGUGACGUCCCCCGGCUUUGGACUGGGGUCUGGACCUGUUCUGGGUUGGCUCUGAAUCAGCACUUACUGGUUCUGAACUGGUUUGGGGCCAGUUCUGGAAAAGUUCUAAUUUGGAAAAGUUCUGGACCAGUUCUCCUCCAGCUCUGGACCAGUUAGGGACAGAUUCUGGGCAGGUUUUGGGAACUGGACCCGGUUGAUUCUUCUCUGGUGUAGAUAGCAGCAGGACAUCCAUAUAUGGUCGUAUGGCGGGGGGAUCUCCACAUAUGGUCAUAUCCAUAUUUGGUCAUAACUGGCCGUUAGCUCUUAAGGAUGGGAUUAGAUUUAAAGUGUUACCCUAGCCCCGCCCCUCCUCCACCUGUCCGUCAGGUUGCACACAGACGCUGUUCGCUGUCAUUCUGCCCACUUUGCACUCCAUUUCCCAUCAGCCCCGGGACCUGUCAGUGUGAUCGCUGCCUGUCAGGAUCAUAGAAAUAGAGUGAGAGUAGAACGGACGGUCCGUUCCACUCUCACUCUAUUCCUACGGUCGGAACUCAGAACGCAGAGCAUUAUGGGAAACUGAGUCUCCACAGAUAAGAUUCAUAACAACAAUAACAGCUGUGGAUCCAGUUUAUUUACGACUGUACGGAAGUUUAUUAACGACAAAAAAACAAACCCCGCCCCUCUGCUCCUCCAAUCAGAUCACAGCGUCUCUCUGUCGUCAUUAUAAUUAAAUUCAUUCAUUAUUAUUUAUAUUAAUAUUUAUUAUAAUUAUUAAAAAAGUGUCAGCUGAUAAAAGCUGGAGUUAUUUUUGUCGUUACUAAACCUCCAUACAGGUCUGAUUUUGUGCAGGUCUUAUCUGGUUCAGGUCUGAUCUGGUGCAGGACUGAUCUAGGUGCAGGUCUGAUCUGGUUCAGGUCUGAUCUGGUUCAGGUCUGAUCUGGAUCGGCUCGUCUCCAGGUUUGUUUUCUUUCCUCUGUUACAUCACUGCUCAGAGUGAUUGUGAUUGGCUGAAGUUCUUCUUGGUGCAGCGCUCUGAUUGGUCAGAUUUUUCCUCCACAUUAACGUUUGCAUGUAGACUAUGACCUGCAGCUGGUCGGCCAUGUUUGUAGUUUUUUGGCGGUGUUGUGGAGGUCGAAGGGGAAACUGCACUACUUAUUUAUGAAUUUGGAACAAUGUUGUAAUAUAUAAAUAUAAAUAUUUAAAUGUGACUCACGAGUAAAAAACAAAAACCAGAGGGUCGAGCUGCCCUCGUUACCGUAGCAACACCGCCGCCACCUUCAUUGUUUAGCGUCGUCAUCAUCAAGCAGACAGGAAGCGACUCCAGCAGACGUCCAGUUUUUCAAAGUUAAAGCCUCCAGACGAGCUUAUUAAAAAGACAAAACAAUCCUGUGAAGUAAAAUCUGAAAUUCAGAAAAACAAAAGAAUUGAAAUGCAAAACGACGUCUGUCUGAGAAAAAUAAUAAUUGAUUUAAAAAAACAAACACAAAGCAGCUGUGUCCUCAAACGUACUUCUGAAGAAAUCUGGAAUCUAACGUUGUUUUUAAUGACCAAUUAACAGACAUUGAAUUAUUUAAAGACUCUAACGGACGUCCUGGACCAACCGUGGACCUCCCCAGCUUCACCUCCUGUUCCUCGCGAGCCGUCUGACGGCGGUGGACACUUUGACUUUGUGAAUAACAUUUUACUGUGUGAUUGGAUUUGACUUAAUUUAAUGGUGACUAUUGUGUGUGUAGGAGGCAGACCGUCACUACGAAGCUCCCGUAGCAAAUACAAAGAAGUUCCUCCUCCUCCUCCUCGUCCUGCCCUUCAUCCUUCUCCUCCUCUUCCUCCUCAUCCUCCUCCUCCUCCUGCCCUUCAUCCUCCUGCUAGUCUUCCUGCCCUUCAUUCUUCUCCUCCUCUCCUCUCCUCUCCUCUCUUCUUCUUCCUCCUCCUCCUCAUCCUGCUGCUGCUCCUCCUCCUCCUCCUCCUCUCCUCUUCAUCCUAUUCCUGCUCCUGCUCCUGCUCCUCCUCCUCCUGCCCUUCAUCCUUUUCCUCCUCCUCCUCUCCUCCUCCUCUCCUCUCCUCUUCAUCCUAUUCCUAUUCCUGCUCCUGCUCCUGCUCCUCCUCCUGCACUUCAUCCUCCUGGUUUCUGUUGUUUCAGUUUCGGGCCUUAAAGCUGCCGUUCUCCUCUUUUCCUCCCAGCUGUUUGCAUCUGGAUCCACGUUGUGUUUGUUUCUCUUCGGUUGGUGGUUUUCAGCUUCAGCUGCAGAUAGAAGGUCGUUCAUCGUUGUAUCGUGUUUGCCAAUAGAAUAAAAACCCAGUUGACAUGUUUUGUCUUGCGUUUUGUAAUAAACCUUUAAAAGAA